GAUAUCCAUCCAGAGUUUUUUUGGGAGUUCCUCGAAACGACAGAAAAGUGAUGAAACUCGAACCACAAGAAAUGAAGACUUUACAAAUGCAGAAUCAGCCGUAAAUGAUAGGUAAAUGAAUAUUUUCACUUUCUCUUGUAAUCAUUUCGUUUUCAUUUUUUACCCUUUAAGAGAACGAAAGAACGUACAAAAUAAUUGGUUAAAUCGAAAUUCACCGUAUCAUUGAGGGUCUGGAUGGGGUUAACAGAAUAGAGAUAUAGAAAAAUGAAAAAAAAAAAUAUAUGAAAAAUGUGUGAAAAAAAAUAAUUGUACAGAAUAAUAAGGUGCAAAAGUAUAAAGAAUAACUGUGGAAGAUAACAUAAUUAGGUCAUACAAUACUGAUUAAAAAAAUGAAGGAUACACGGAAUAAAAAAAAUAUAAUUGCAGAAGAAAAAUUGAUAGUUAAUUUAUUUUAUAUAAAUUACUUGUCAAGAUCAUAUAAUAAACUGUAAUAAUAUAUUUAUUCAUGUGUCGAAAAUAUUUUCAAAUUUUCUUUCAGUCAAAAAGCUGUUGAACAAUCAGAGUCCCACACCAGGUCCCAGGGUCAAACUCCAAAUGAUAUAACUUCUUGGUUUGGUAGAACUUUAAAUGAUGAUGAGAAAUACACAAUCUACACAAAAGGUGUGUCAAUUCCUGAUACUUUCAAGUUCCCUUCUACAAAAAUAGCUGAUAAAAACAGAUGCUUUCGGAGAGAAUGGAUCUCCAAGUAUCCAGGCUUAGUUUAUAGCAUAGAGGAGGAUGGAGCAUACUGUCUUCAUUGUGUUUUAUUUGAGAAGGAACCUGAAAAAAGAGGCAAACUUGUCAAUGCCCCUUUCAAAAACUGGAAAAAGGCAUUGGAAGUAUUUGAUGAACAUUUUUGGGGGAAAAGUACCAAAAGUUUAAAACGAGGUGGUACAGGUUAUCAGAGACACAUGCAGUGUGUAACAAAAGGUGAAAUGUUUGUUCAGCAGGUCAAUCAACAGACUAAUGUACACAUGACCAUGAAUCAUGGUUUAGAGAGCCGCAAGGAGAAAAAUUUGAUGGUUUUGGAAUCAAUUGUAAAGACCGUCCUUAUUUGUGGAAGACAGAACUUUGCUCUUCGAGGCCACAGAGAUGAUGCAAAGCACAUUGUAAAUGGAAAUACUGCAAAUAUUGGAAAUUUUUAAGCACUUUUGGACUUCAGAAUAGAUGCUGGUGAUAAAUUUCUUGUAGAACAUUUCAAAACAGCCCCCAAAAAUGCUACAUACAGGUCAAAGACUGUUCAAAAUGAAAUUAUUGACAUUAUAGGAAAUAUCAUUAGGUCAAAAAUAAUCAAAGACAUAACAGACAGUGGAGGGAUGUUUUCUGUAUCUGCAGAUGAAGCUAGAGAUGUAUCCAACACUGAACAGUUAGCCGUGUGUCUACGUUUUGUUGAUUUGGCAGGUGUCAUUAGAGAAGAGUUUGUUGACUUCAUAGAAGUGAGCGAUGAUACAAGUGGAGAGAGACUAUCCAAUGAGCUACUGAAGCUGCUUCCAGAAAUGGGACUAGAUUUAAAUCUGAUGAGGAGCCAAUGUUAUGACGGCGCAGGUAAUAUGACUGGACAUUUGAAAGGAGUUGGUCCCAGAAUUCAAAGGAUAUACCCAAAGGCAUUACACUUUUGGUGUACAGCUCACCAGCUAAACAGAUGUAUAGUUGCUGCUGCUAACAUUCCAUGUGUCAGGAAUAUGAUGGGAACUGCAGAUAAGGUAGUCAAGUUCUUUAAUUGGUCUCCUAAAAGGCAAUCAUUCCUAGAGGAUCAGCUUCAAAAUUACAGAAAUGAAACAAAAAGAAUGAAAUUGAAGGAGUUAUGUAGAACAAGAUGGGUAGAAAGACAUGAUGCCUUUGAGAUGUUUUGGGAUUUCCUUCCAGCAAUAAUAGAAACCAUGGAAAAGAUCAAAUCAGUGGACAAAAGCCCGGUUGCAAUAAGUGACACACAAAGCCUAGAAAACAACAUUACAUCCUUUCAAUUUCUAGUCUCCCUGCUUGUGACAAUGAGAUGUAUUGGAUACCUAAAACAACUUAGUACAUCACUUCAAGGUAGAGCUGUUGAUGUUGUGAGUGCUCUUGAGUCAGUUAGCCUUGUCAAGGAAGCUUUACAGGAUGUUAGAGACAAUAUUGGUGAAUUUCAUGCUAAGUGGUAUUCAGAAAUAUUGAAGUUGGCAGAUGAGUUAGAUGUAACCCCAUCUAAACCAAGAACAUGUGGGAGGCAGACAAAGAGAUCAAAUGUGCCAUGUGAAUCAACAGAGGAUUAUUACAAGAAAACAAUUGCUAUCCCUCUGCUUGAUCACAUGUUAACAGAAAUGAACUCAAGGUUUGGUGACCUGCAAAUCAAGGCAUCCAUGGGACUUCAGGUAAUACCUGCCAUGCUUUCUCAAUCCUCAACUAAUGAUUUUGAGUACUUUGUGGAUGAUUUACCAUCUCCAUCAACACUGGAGCAAGAAAUGCAUAUGUGGAAGUUGAAAUGGGCAAAUGAGUCUGAUCCACCUUCAGAUAUAAACACAGCAUUACAAAACUAUUGUACAGGUAAAAUAAAGGUAAAAAUAUGA
Mytilus californianus (California mussel) is the source of this 2582-nucleotide messenger RNA. Its product is annotated as 52 kDa repressor of the inhibitor of the protein kinase-like. The record is from RefSeq and is a predicted model, not a curated record. The transcript has 6 exons. Bases 1356 to 2582 code for a protein of 408 amino acids. NCBI's taxonomy places the organism in Eukaryota, Metazoa, Mollusca, Bivalvia, Mytilida, Mytilidae.